Molecule: messenger RNA, 3049 nt
Organism: Tribolium castaneum (red flour beetle)
Lineage: Eukaryota; Metazoa; Arthropoda; Insecta; Coleoptera; Tenebrionidae
Exons: 5
Coding region: 198-2525 (775 amino acids)
Source: RefSeq, a predicted model, not a curated record
GUGGGCGUUUUGACGUAUGGUAGUCCGGACUCAAACCGGAGAAAGUGGUCCGUCAAAAAAUGCGUAAAUACCAGCAUUAUGUUAUCUUUAAUUUAAAUGAAGUGCAUUGAAAUGAGAUAAAUAAGUUUAUUGGGUCGGUGUUAUUAAUAAUAACUGGAUGGGGUUCGAACAGUAUGGUUAAAUAGAAGUUGCCAAAAAUGGAGUGGAUACGCAGUGGUUACAACAUGCUAAAUAAGCAGCCGCGGGCUUUGAUGGGCAGCACAAUGGAAGAGUGCGACCCUCAGGCCUGCUACGACAGUUUCAAGGAACACUGGCAUCAAGCUCUAAAAAUCAUCAAUCGGACCCAGCAAUUGCCCAAAAAUGACGAUGUUCUGGGGGUUGUCAAUCAUUUGGAGCAGAUGGUUACGCUCCUAUUGUACGAUAUGAAGAAAAUUGACCAGCUGCGGGUUCCAAUAUCGUCGUCUUCGCAGUGUCUGGAGUACAUGCUCGCUGAGAAUAUCCUUGACAAGUUGUUUGAAUGGGGCGUCCGUGCUGGAAAAUUUAAAGACGCCGUAAGGUGCGAACAGUUGAAGUUGUACGAAGUUUUGAUCAGUAGAUCCAGACACGUCCUUUUAGUCCAUGAACCUUUUCUUAGACCCUUGUUGAAACUACUGAAUUCCUGUAAAGACGAGCUGUUUUCCAGAGAAAUAGAAAAACUUCUUGUUGACUUGCUAAAUCAGUUAUGCGCUCUCCUAAUGCAAAAUAUUGAUUUGAUAGAUUUGUUUUUCCAGAAGAGUGAGAAUAACUCAAGGUUUAUAAUUUUCUUGCUGUUGAUACCGUUUGUACACCGCGAGGAUUCAAUAGGGAUGAGGGCUAGGGACGGUUUGUUGCUCUGCAUGUCGCUGUCGAAGAAAAAUAAAGACGUCGCUACUUACAUAGUAGAGCGUUCGAACUUCGCGGUGUUGGCCGCCAGCGGUUUAAACGGCCUAUAUUCUUUGUUACCAAAUAUUCUGGACGAUAUAUCAGUACCUGAUUGGCGUCGCUUAACUCCCGAUGACGUGAACGACAUUAAGGGUUUAUCAACAUUUGUGACAUCGCUGGAGUUCAGUAACGCCGUAGCACAAGUCGCACAUCCGAUGAUUAGAAAACAACUACAGGAAUUUUUAUUUCGCGGUUUUUUGAUACCCGUCUUAGGCCCUGCGCUUUUACAAACUAACAUUGACGAGCAAGUUGCCGCUACCGCUUAUUUGGAAUUAAUUUUACGCACAGUUACGCAACCGGGUCUUUUAUACGCCUUAUUAAAAUUUCUGAUAAAUAUGGAUUACGACGGACAAAGACUCCUAAACAUUUUAAUACAACGAAUUAAUUCCGCGUCCGAGUUGUGCCUAGUUUCUCUGUCGUUAUUCGAGACCAUGGUUAAUUUAAACUGCGAGGAUAUGAUGCUUGAGUUGGUUUUCCAACACUUGCAGCCGUGUCUGCACUUGAUGUUGUCUCAAAGGAGAAUGUUGUUGCCAUUGGACCCUCAUUGUCAAAGUUUCGAGAAAUUGUUAAAUCUAGCACCGAUUUGUUGUGAUUUACCGACUUCGCCGCGGACCGACAACAUACAUUGGAAUCACUACGGGGGACAGCAAAGUCUCUGUGGAAAAUAUCACGCGUAUUUGUACGACGCUAGGAACAAAAUUGCGAGCUGCCAAGCGGCCUGUCAGUCGUGGAAUAAUUCAUAUACGGGGUGUGACGAAAUUCAAGACCUAAGCAAUACGGAAGAAAAUUGCAAUAGUUUGUCUUCUUUGGGCGAAAGUAGUGGCUACGAAAGUUUGAAAAUAAAAAUCGACGAUGCGGAUGAUACUCCAGUUUGGCAAAUAUCGUCAAAUAAAAUCAAAAAAGCCACUCCUGCGGUCAUAGACAGCGAUCAUUUGAAUAGUUCCGGAAGUGCGGGCCUUUUCCUGACUAUCCUCCUCGAGAAACUGAAAAAUUUCCUUUCAAACUCGUUUUAUAUAAAUUUGCAUGUGACUGGGUUAAUUUCGAGGCUGGCGGUGUACCCGCAGCCCCUCUUGCGGACUUAUCUACUCGACGACAGCUUAGUGUUGCAACCGAACGUGCCAUCAUUAUUCCAAAUUAUUGGUUCUUUGAAACAAAGCAUUGAUGAGUAUAUGAGUAGGCGAUCUGAUAGUGCAAGUCUGAUAAGGGCAGCGAAGGACUUUCUCGUUGAUAGGGAAACAAGACUAAUAAAUGCGAGACGUAACACUUUAGAAAAAUCAUCCUCGUUUAACGUGGAACCGGAGCCGUUCCAACGGAACGAACCCAAACGUCGGAGCUUGAAUUUGCCAUCACUUACGAAAAUGCUGGGCCGAAGACCGAGCCAAGUCGCCGAAAACAGCGUCGCGAUGGUUCCGACUGAAGAAUACAGCUGCAAUUUGCUUUAUCCGAAAUUUAACGAAGCGCAACAUGUGGCAUUAUGCGCCGUUUUGUUGGACGAGUGGGUCAAAGAACUGGCCGCUCUUGCUCAAGAACACACAAUAGCCCAACUUGCCGCCCUUUUCAAAUAGCCAUUUGUUGCAAUAUUCCAUAACUAACUCACUAGUGGCAGAUAGCCGGUUCGCUGUACUCUAAAAAUUGUUUUGUGUUAGUGUGUGUAGGCUUUUAGUGAUACGGCGAACCUCGUCCAGUUAGGGAACAUAUCGUUCAGACGCCCAUUGUUAUAGAAAACCUACUUGUUACAACGUUUAAGUAAUUUUUCAAAAAUGUCUGUGAUCUCUAUUUAAAAGUAAGAAAAUUUUAUACAAACACGUUAAUGUUACAACCGUCAGUUUUGCUGUGUAUUUCAUUAUUGUACAUUUUAUUUAUUUUAACUUGGUAGUGUGUAGGCCCAUAUUUGAUAUUUUAACCAUUUUAAGUUGAUAGCCUGUCUGACAAAACAAAUCAAAUUAAAAGUGUAACGAAAAACUUGCAGUUAAUUUACCCCGCCCGCAUUGCGUUAAAAUAUCAGUGUGUCCUACGUGCUACUUAAUCUUAUCGGCAAUAUAGAUUUUAAGGGAGAGUUGUAAUGUUUUAAUAAAGAUGAAUCGAAUCA